Messenger RNA from Lactuca saligna, 1710 nucleotides. The record is from the annotation of a GenBank genome assembly. Lineage: Eukaryota; Viridiplantae; Streptophyta; Magnoliopsida; Asterales; Asteraceae.
AUGAAGGUGGGAGAAACAAGAGAAGAAAGUCAAUUAAGGCAAUCCAAAGGGCAAUGGAAAACAGUGAAUCAAGAGUUAGUGAUCCAUUCUAUGUGUACCAAAAAAUUCACCUCAUGUGAAGAUAUGAAAAAUGCAAUAAGACAACAUGCUGUGGAGACAAGGAGGGAACUAGACUUCAUAAAAAAUGAAAAAAACAGAGUAAAAGCUAUUUGUAAAGGUACUAUCCCAGACCUUGGUCAACUUGACCCAUGUGGGCCUAGUCAAAGCAAUAAAGAAAGUGAAGAAAACAACUGUCCAUGGAUUGAAAGCAACCCUACAGUCCCUACACGAGCUUUACAAGAACAACUUCAACGUGAAUACCAGGUAGAUAUUUUGAAGAUGAAGGUAUUUAGGGCUAAAACAGAAGCAUUGAAUCAAGUAAGGGGCGAUUAUGCAGGGCAAUAUACUACACUACGAGACUAUGUUCAAGAACUUCACACUCGAAACCCAGGGACAACAGUUAAGAUAGAGGGCUUGUUGCAAGCAAUUGGUACAUUGUAUCCAUGUGCAGAAUACAAGUUUUGUCUGCGACACAUUCAUGAAAACAUGAAGAAAAUGUGGAGGGGAAAGGUGUUCCAAGACAUGUUGUGGAACUGUGCAAGUACAACAACAAUACAAGAAUUCAACCAUGCUAUGGAAGAGUUAAGAAAGCUAAACAAUGACUGCUACGAAUGGGUCAAAGCUAUUCCACCUCAACAUUGGUCUAGGGCACACUUCACAGGGAGGGCUCAUUGUGAUGGGCUUCUGAAUAACUUAUGUGAGACCAUAAAUAACCAAAUUAAGAAAGCACGCGACCAACCAAUUAUCACAUGCCUUGAGUACAUUAGAGAGUACCUUAUGUUAAGGAUUGUUAGUAUCCAAAAGGUGAGUGGUCCAUGGAUGGACCAAUGUGUGGUAGACAUGGCUCAGCACACAUGUUCUUGUAGAAAAUGGGAACUCAUUGGUAUAACCUGUAAACAUGUCCUUGUUGCUAUAUGGGACAUGCGAAAAAAUAAGCAUAAUGUUGGCGUACUUGAAGAAUGGGUUCAUGCUACUUACUGGUUAAAAACUUGGAAGGAAAUGUAUUCUUUCAAGAUUGAACCAAUUAAUGGAAGAAGAAUGUGGGAAAAGUUUCCAUGUCCAACCACUUUGCUUCCUCCUAAUCAUCAUGUCCCUAUUGGAAGACCAUGGAAGAAAAGAAGGAAAUCAGCUGUUGAAUUAGAAGAUAUGGUGAAGGGUGGUAGGGCAUCAAGGAAGGACAAGAGUGUGACAUGUUUAAAAUGCAAAAAGCUUGGUCAUAAUAAAAGAAGCUGCAAAGGUCAAAGUGCAUGUGAUACUAGUUCAAGCAAGAAAGGGAAAGCUGGGAAUAAAGCUAAAAGUGUAGGUGAUGGUAGUUCAAUCAAGAAAGGGAAGGAUGGGAAGAAAGGUCAAAGUGCAGGUGAUGGUAGUUCAAGCAAGAAAGGGAAUGUUGGGAAGAAAGCUCAAAGUGUAGGUGGUGGUAGGCAAAGUGGAACUCAUAGUGCAUGUGAUGGAAUUUCAAGCAGGACAAAGGAAGGCUGGGAAGAAAGGGAAGAGUAUUUCUUAGGUUAUGAUUGUGUUUUUAUAUGUUGUCUCUGUGUUAUGAACCAAUUAUGGUGUUAUGAUCGUUUGUGUUUGUUAUAUUUGUCAUUAUGUUUUGUGUCUGUGUUAUGA